AUGUCUACAAGGGAUCUUUUCGACAACAUCGCCGAUGUGGGCGGCAGCGACGAAGAGGAAGAUGAGGACUUCGAUGAAGAAUCUGGCGCGCCACAGCCCAAGAAGUCAAACGGUGCCAAUGGCUUGGACGAUUCCAGCGAGGAGGAGGACGAAGACGACGACGAACUACUGGCACAGGAAGGUGCUGGCUUCAUCGCUGACGAAGAGGAAGAGGACGAAGUAGACGCGCGGAAAGAACGACGGCGCAGGAAGAAGCGCAAGAACCGUGAGGCCGAAGAAGAUCUUGACGAAGACGAUCUCGACCUGAUCGGUAUCGAGCGGCCCGAGCGGGAAGACGAAUCACAGCCCAAGUACAAACGCCUCAAGCGCGGUCAUAAGGAGAAGCGCAAGUCGCGCGGCAUCGACGACAUCUUCUCUGACGAAGAAGCGGCUGACGAGAACGACGAGCCCCGAAGACUUGGUGGAGAGUUCGACGACUUCAUCGAGGAGGACCAGUUCGAGGAUGAGAUUGAAGACGACCGCGAUGUCACACAACCAGGAAUCAACCUCAUCACACAAGGGCUUCAAGCUGCUGGUCUCGACGAGGGCGCCGAAGAAGACUACAGGGCGGCGUUUGGCGAUGGCACCGAUUACGAUUGGGCUCUUGAGAUGCAAGAGGCCGAAGAGGAAGAGCAAGCAGGCGAAGGUCGUGAGCUGCAGCUCAAGGACGUUUUCGAGCCAUCGCAAUUACAAGAGCGCAUGUUGACAGACGAGGACAACACCAUACGCGAAACAGACGUUCCCGAGCGUCUACAGCUAGCCCGUAAGCCGUUUAAAGAGCUCGAACUGACCCCUGAGGAUAUGCAGAUACGGCUGGAGGAGGAAGCAUUGUGGAUUUCCAAACUGCUCUGGCCAAAGAAGGGUCUCCCGAAUUAUUUCCAGCAACCUUUCCAGAGCGCCGUGCGCAAGGUACUCGAGUUCAUCAACAUCGAAGACUAUGAGGUGCCCUUCAUCUUCAACCACCGAAAAGAUUAUCUCAUUCAUGCACCCGGCGAUAACGAUGACCAAGACGACUUCGGCGCCCCACCCCCAGAUGCUCGACCAGAACGCCUUCUCAAUCAGAGCGAUUUAUGGGAGGUGUUCGAUCUCGAUCUGAAGUUUAGAGCCUUUGCCGAGAAGCGAGACUCGCUGCGUCAGAAUUACGAAAACGUCAAGGCUGUUCAGCCAGAAAUUAUCGAUAGCGAAAUCGAAGAUCUGAUGGACAAGGCUGUCACUAUCGAGGAAAUCCAGGAGCUGCAAGAUUACCUGCAUUACCAGUACUCGCAAGAGAUCAAUGAAGUACGACAAGAGACCAACGGCACACAAAAGCGCGCUAACAACGCCCGCAACUUCUUCGACAAGCUUCGAGGAGGCAAAGCGCAGUUGCUCGUUAAAGCCAUUGGUAUCACUGCAGAGGAUUUCGCCAAGAAGGCCGAAGGAUCAAGCAGAGGCCCUCAGGUUAUUGAAGAUCCGCCGUUAAAGGUUGAAGAGCUUGCUGACCAGAUGGCCGACGCCCCUGAAACUGGUAUUUCGCUACUCAGAUCAGCUAAGCUGUUGUUUAUUCAGGAUCUGCAACAAAGUUCACGUCUCCGCAGGUUCCUGCGGGGCAGCUUCUAUCAAAAUGCUCUCAUCGACUGCAUCCGAACGGACAAGGGCAUGCGAAAGAUCACAGAAGACCAUCCCUAUUACGAGUUCAAGUAUCUGCGCGGACAGACGUUCCUCGACCUCAACGGCAGACCCGACUUGUUUCUUAAGAUGCUGAAAGCUGAGCAAGAAGGCCUUGUUCACGUCAGAAUCUCCAUGGGCAACUACGAGAGCUUCAAAUUCAGACUUCACGACAAGAUCGUCUCGGACAAUGUUAGCGAAGUUUCUGAAACUUGGAACAACCUUCGAAAGGAUUUACUCGACAUUGCUUUGGAGAAGCUGCAGGGCAUCAUCUCCAAUGGUGUCAAGGAGACGUUGCGAGCCCGUUGUGAGGAUGAGCUUGCUAGCCGAGCCAGGGAGAACUACUACAACAAGCUUGAUCAAGCCCCGUUCAAGCUCAAGAACGCUGUUCUUGGAUCAAUCCCCAACGUGUUGUGUCUUUCGAACGGCAAAGGUCAACGCGGCGAUGCUAUUCUUUGGGCAUACAUUGAGAACGACGGUCGAGUCAUGGAGCAUGGCAAGCUUGUCGACAUGAAGCUUGGUAACCAAGAACGCGGUAUUCCUGACGGUCAAGAUAUCGUCAAACUUGUCGAUGCUAUCCAGCGUCGCCGCCCAGACGUAGUCGGUAUCAGCGGUUGGUCUGUCGAGACUCGGAGACUGUACAAAGACGUCCAGGAUAUUGUCGCACAACACAACUUGACUGGGCCAAGCUAUGAAGAUGAAAGCACGGGUCAUGACAGGAACGAUCCUCUCGAAGUGGUCCUGGUCAACGACGAAGUUGCCCGACUCUAUUACAACAGCGGCCGCGCCGCCGCCGAGUUCCCCAAAUUCCCUCCUCUCACCAGGUACUGCGUUGCCCUCGGAAGAUAUCUACAGAACCCGCUCGCCGAGUACGCGUCGCUUGGCAAGGAUAUCGUGUCACUACCAUUCGUCAAGGACCAAACACUCAUACCUCAAGACAAGCUUAUGGACCGUCUCGAAACUGCUAUGGUAGACAUGGUGAACCUCGUUGGCAUUGACCUUCCAGAAACUUACGACGACAAGUACAUGUCGAAGCUGCUACCGUACGUCUGCGGUCUGGGCCCUCGCAAGGCAGACAGAAUGGUCAAGGCAAUUCAAGCGAAUGGCGACGAGGUUCUCUCGCGUUUCGAUUUGCUCGGCAUAUCAGAGGACAACUCUCGCGAUCUUAAGGCGGCCAUGGGUCCCAAGGUCUUCCAGAACUGUGCUAGUUUCUUAUACAUUCCAUACGAUCCCACAGAGGAAGCGUCCGACUACCUGGACUACACCCGUGUUCAUCCCGAGGACUACGAUCUCGCGCGCAAGAUGGUCGCCGACGCUCUUAACAUGGACGAAGAAGACGUCAAGGCCGAGGUUGAUGAUGGUGGUGCCAGUGCCGUGAUCAGGAAGAUGGUGAGGGAUGAUACCACAGAUCUGGUCAAUGAUUUGGCGCUUGAGGACUACGCUGCCGAGAUCGAGAAGAACUUCGGUCAACGGAAGCGCGCUACUCUCGAAACCAUUCGCGCCGAAUUGGAGAACCCUUACGAGGAGAUCAGGCAAAUCUUUGCUUUGAUGACUGGUGAGGAAAUCUUCACUAUGCUCACGGGUGAGACCAAGGAGACUUUGUACGAAGGCAUGGUCGUUCCUGUUCAGAUCAAGCGUACCUUCCCAGAUCACAUCGAGGUCAGGCUCGAGAAUGGCAUCGAAGGCGGUGUUUCCGAAUCCGAGUUCCCGGAGGGUGUUGGGAGUGGUGGCCAGGAGCCUCGACACGUCUACCAAACACACCAAACAGUCCGGGCUCGCAUCGUAUACUUGAACCGAAAGGCGCUGACCGCACAGCUUUCUCUGCGAGAUGAUCUCAUUCGACAACCGGUACCGCGCAACAUCGAGCGUAUACCUGGCGAAUGGGACGAUGCACAAGAGCGUGCAGACAAGAAAGCCGCCGAGAAAGAGAAAGAAGUCGCGUCCGGUCGACCGAACCGUGUGAUUAACCACCCUCUGUUCUUUGGCAUGAACGCAGCAUCAGCAGAGGAGUACCUCGGUAGCAAGGAGCCCGGCGAGCUGGUUAUCCGUCCAUCAUCCAAGGGUUUCGAUCACCUUGUCGUCACAUGGAAGGUCUCCAAUAGCGCCUACCAGCACCUUGACGUACUCGAGUUGGGCAAGGAGAACGAGUACUCGAUCGGCAAGCAGCUAAGGGUUGGCAAAGCAACAUACACCGAUCUCGACGAGCUGAUUGUCAACCACGUCGAGGCGAUGGCGCGUAAGGUCGCCGAGCUUACACGAGAUGAGCGUUUCCAGCAAGGCACAAGGGAAGACACUGAACUCUGGCUUGAAAACUACUGCAAAGCCAACCCCAAUCGCUCCAUGUACGCCUUCUGUAGCAUGCCCAAACACCCCGGCUAUUUCUGGAUCUGCUUCCAAAUGGGCUACAACAAACCGAAGGGCGCCUGGGGUAUCAAAGUCGUGCCCAAUGCGUUUGAGUUGCACAAGAACGCUUACCCGGAUAUGGUUGCCCUUAAGAACGGGUUCAAGCUGCUGAUACAGAGUGGUGCAGCAGCGAGGCCGCAGGGCGGUGCUGUGCCUCGACGAUGA
Molecule: messenger RNA, 4251 nt
Organism: Ascochyta rabiei
Lineage: Eukaryota; Fungi; Ascomycota; Dothideomycetes; Pleosporales; Didymellaceae
Product: Transcription elongation factor spt6
Exons: 4
Coding region: 1-4251 (1416 amino acids)
Biological process (GO): transcription elongation-coupled chromatin remodeling; transcription elongation by RNA polymerase II; nucleosome organization
Cellular component (GO): transcription elongation factor complex
Molecular function (GO): DNA binding; nucleosome binding; histone binding
Source: RefSeq, a predicted model, not a curated record